AUGUCAGACUUUACUGAAGCCAAUCGGAAAUACUUCGAUGACCUCUCAGCCACCUACAAAGAUCGGUUUGGCGAUGCUUUAAAAAUGCUAUCAGCGCAAACUUUGCAGCGUCGACAAUGGAUCAGCGAUCGGUGGACCGAUACAGAAGCCGGCCGAGGCCAGGAGAUCAAACUGCUCGAGUAUGCCUGUGGACCGGGAGUCAUCUCUAUGACCCUUGCCCCAUUUGUCACGGAAGUGAUCGGAGUUGAUAUCUCCGAUAAGAUGGUGGCCGAAUUCAAUCAAAAUGCCAAUACUCUCGGCCUUGCAGAAAAGGCGACCGGCUACAUGGCAGAUCUGCUUACGGAGGAUGCUCCAGCUGAAGCUAUCGACUCUGCCUGUACCAACCUGGACGUGCUGACGAUCAGCAUGGCCCUGCACCAUUUUGAGCAUCCGGACCACGCUAUGAAGAGCUUGGGACAGCGGCUGAAGAAGGACGGCGUAUGUUUCAUUAUCGACUUAGUGCCACAGGCUGGUGAUCAUGGAUCUGAACAUGAACACAAUCACGGACACCAUGGACACAACCAUGGACAUAGUCACGAACACAGUCACGAACACAGUCACGAUCACGGGCAUAGACAUGAGCACGGAAAUGAGGCUGAAUUUCCCGAGGCAGCUCACACCGUCAAGACGCAUGGCUUCUCUCGUGAAGACAUGCAGCAAUUAUUCCAAGGCGGUGGCUUCAACACUGGGUUUGACCACCAAGUCUUGCCUGAGCCACUGACGAUCCCCAUUGGUGGGGGCACAUUAUCCAAGACGGUGUUUAUUGCUCGGGCUCAGCGUGCAUAA
Molecule: messenger RNA, 825 nt
Organism: Penicillium griseofulvum
Lineage: Eukaryota; Fungi; Ascomycota; Eurotiomycetes; Eurotiales; Aspergillaceae
Product: class I SAM-dependent methyltransferase
Exons: 3
Coding region: 1-825 (274 amino acids)
Source: RefSeq, a predicted model, not a curated record